AUGCAAGCUCAUCGCAAUGGACCUACACCACCCCCCUUACCUCGCAACCCUUCACGAAGCAUGUCCACCUCGACAGUAUCCACCGUACAGACAAACUACACGAAAGAAUCAGGACUGAUGCCUCCUUCACCUAUAGGAGGGCCACCCCUCCCAUCUCCUGUCAGUCUGAAUGGCAGACAACCGAGCUACAGUAAUGGACCAGGAGGGGAUGAGCUGGAUAAGCUGGGUUAUACUUACUCUUUGCGUGUGGCAGUGCUGCACCACCACCUGACUCACCCACCGCCACCAAUUCCAACACACCGAGCAUCCGUAGCAUCUGCAUUCUCCCUUCAUCACACCCCUCCACCGCCUGUCCCACCUAUGCCAUCACCCCCUUUACAGGGAACAUCCCCUAAUGGCUCACGUCUCACUUUCUCGUCGUUCUCCCCACCUGGAUCAGGUCAUGGACCGACGACACCUGAAAUGGGCGGUUCACCUGUAUUUCCCAAUACCACCACGCCCUCACCUGGUCCACCAGGUAGGAGGAAAUCAUCUGGCUUUGGGCUGAGUCUAGGAAGAAACAAGUCAGAUGAUGGACAGUCGGUCAAACUUCCCAAGGAGUUCUUAUUGGAGUUCUGGGGUAUACUGGCCAAUGAAGAUGGUGAUGGGAUUUGGAAAUCUACUACAGCAAAUUUCCUAGGAUUAAUCAAGAAGGGUACGAAGACUCCCAGUGGAUUGAAUCUCAGAGAGGUACCUACUUUGCUGGAGGCGUUCACCCAAUCCAUCCCACCUUCGACCGGACCAGCUUUAUCCCCUGCUCACAUUCACCAAUCGCAUCUCCUCCAAUUACUCUAUAACUCCCUUCCUCGCUCGUCGUUCUUCUCUCCACUGGCCAAACCGCAAACCGAGAAAGAUCGAGAUUUCCUAUUCCGUCUCAGAGCAGAAGUCCAAUCAUACAUGCUCGCACCAUCACCCAACCCCGAACUAGACUCGAACUCCAGUGCACUAUCAAUGUCACCCACCACGCCUACUUCUCCGACUCAACCUCCAUUGAAUGUGAGGAGAAAGUCCUCCGGGAUAGGACUGGGCAGGAUAUCGACCCAUUCUCAAGAUUCCAUCAAACGAAAACCCAGUCCGAUAUGGGAUGGGGAUGUGAAUGAGAUGGUAGAUACGGUAGGACAAGUGUGGAGUGUCAGGAAAGAUAUAUUGGAUAGGGAUGUGAUUGAUAUAAAACGAAGUGGUGUAUUGGAGCAGAUGUACAUGUCAGAUUUGAAACGAGCAAUGACUGCUAUAUCCUCUCAACCAGCUCCGCUGACCCCAUCUCAAAAGAAUCGUCAAGCUCAAUUAUCCCAAUCCAUCUCCAACUUAUUGAAAGAUUUCCCUGAUCUAGCUACACCAGGCUCGCCCAAUGACUUCUCUACCAAUAUCAGCGCACCUCUCUCACCUACUUCCCCUCGAUCAUUCUCCGGUGAAUCAUUCUUCAUCCCACCCAGAUCGAUCGAGGUGUUCGGCAGACUCGCUAGUAAAUCCGUCGAAGUCGUUGGACAUACCACAAAAUCGCGUGAUCUGUUAGAACGUUGUCGAGAUAUAUGGGGGAUCGCCUCGAGGAGGGAAAAAGAGAAAGAAUUGGAAAUUGUGCUUAAACGAUGGGGUGAUAGUAUCGGUACGAAAGAGGAAGUGGGAUAUGCCAAGAGUAUCUCAGAGAGCGUUAAAUUGAUGUCAUACGGUAUAAGACUUGGUGAUCCCUUGUCACCCAUCUUAUCUGAACUCCUGUCAACACUAUUAUCACUUUUGACUACUUCGUUACCUACCAUAUUUCCCACUACUUCUAACCCACCGCCAUCUCCACCACCAUCUCUAUUGAUCAUAUUCAAUUCUGCGCCCGAACUGUUUGAGGCUCAGCCUUACGCUCAAAAGAUCAUUGACAAUGCUUCGGACGAGCUCAAGGGUGCGGCGAUAGGUGAAUAUGUCCAGGCUGUAGAGUACCUGACAGGAGGUGUGGGACAACAAGAUGAUGGGUUGAGAACGGUGGGUAGUGAUGGGAAGGAUAAGCUGGUGGAAGGGUUUGAGAAUGUGGCGAGGUGGAUAUUGAAGGAGGUUACGGAUGUUAAGAGGGUCUGGGGUAAGGGUAUAGGAAGCACCCUUAACCCAUCCGCUAUCAUCAUAUCCCGCCAACUACCCCUCUUCCUAGCCGAACUCCAAGUGAUUGAUAAACCCCGUGGAGUCGCUUCUGACAUAUUUAGCUUGUAUGAGACUACCGGCAAAUUACUGGACCUGUGGGAUGAUUUGUGUCCCAAUCAAGAGCAUGGCUUCGAGCUCGAUGCGUUCUUUGAACCUCACGUGAUGGCUUGGUUGAAAGAUACGGAAACUAGUCAGGUACAUGAUUGGGUGAGCAGGGCGGUGGGCAUGGAUAGUUGGGUCCCAGAAGUUGAAAAUAAACAUUCACAAUCCGUCAUCGACCUGUUCGAGUUUAUACGAUCAUCCGCUCAAGUCAUUUUACACGAGUUACCCCUGUCCGAGUACAAGCGAGCGGUGUUUUUGAUUGAUUAUUCAAAGACUGUCUCUUUAGCAGUAUCCACUUAUGCCACCACCGUCCUUGCGCUCUUCCAACACGACCUCAACCCUGCGAAAGUAUCCACCCCGACUUCCGAGAUCCAAAACAAGCUAGGUAGUAAAGCUGGUAACUGGUUAGCCAAGGGACAACAAGCUGUGAAAAAUUUGGAGAAGAAAAAAGUUGAUGGGUUCGCUGUCCCACCCGCAGCAUGCGUCAAGCUCACCGAUAUGUCUGCUGCGAAACAGUCUCUGGAAGAUCUGAUGUAUGCUAUGGAAGCUGAAGAUACAGCUAGGAUCGUAAAGUCUGUCAAAUCCAACACUGCAAAUGAUAAAUCCACCAGACACGUAUUCACCGUGACUGUCCUUCGAGGCGAAAAUCUGAUAGGAAGAGGAGGGAGCAAACCCGCCGAUGGGUUCGUAAUCGUCACUGAUAAAGAGACAGGCGAGAGGUUGAUCAAGACUAGGACGAUACUGGGCGCGGAAGAUCCGAGGUGGGAACAGUCAUUUGAGAUAUCGGUAGGAUCUAUCAAAGUCCUCGAGUUAACCGCGUUCGAUCGACAACUAGUCGGUAAACAUGACUUGAUCGGUGGUGGAUCGUUCAAACUUGAUUCCAGAUUGUUUGCCGAACAGCCCAUACGAGACAUCGUCUUACCCCUCACGACGUCUAAUCGAGGUGGGAUCGUCCAUAUUCGAAUAUCGAUGGAAGGAGGAGAGAAAAACGACGUAGCCUAUCAUCUGUCCAUCGCUUCGAGAGCAUUGGAUAGAUCACAAAGGGACAUGUCGAGGGAGUUGGUCGAUAAGAUGGCGGAAUAUAUUAGAUCUCAACUUAGUUCGACCACUUUGGGUACUUUGACUAAACCGCUCAAAGAUAAGAAAAAGGCAAAGACAGUAUUGACGGAUCAAGAUAUUGAGAGUAGCUUGGGAGGUUUGUUCGAUUAUCUGAAUGAAAAUUUCUCUGUAUUCUCAGUUACACUCAACUUACCUACUCGACUUUCUCUCAUGUUAUCACUCUGGAGAAGAAUAAUCGAUAUACUCAUUUCUCUCCUCGUCCCUCCACUAAGCGAUAAACCAUACCACGGUCCUACCCUAGGUUCCUCAGAGGUUGACGUAGUGUUCAAAUGGUUAGGAAUGUUGAAAUCUUUCUUCAACGCUUCUGAAGGUGGUAUAGAACAUGGUGUUCCAAUACAACGACUUCAAUCGGGUAAUUAUAAAGAUUUGAUCAUGCUUGGUCAAUAUUUGGAUUUACCUACACCAACGUUGAAAGAUAGGACAAGUGCUGCUGUCAAAGUUGCGUCUAAGCAUACUGGAACGAGCACGACUGGAGGUAGUACUGGAUUAUUAGGUGGAUUUAGAUCUAUGAGGAUAGAUAGUGUAUCUUCAACCAGUCAAGACGUGGAGGAAACGAGUAAUGAGAAUGAAAGGAUGGCUGAGAUUUUAUUGAGAAUUGCUAGGACGAGACCCGAUAUGGGCGAAUUUUUAUCUCAUGAGAUUGGGUUGUUGAACAGAGGUAGAGUUGAGAAGCAGGCUGGGGUGAUGUGA
Kwoniella botswanensis is the source of this 4071-nucleotide messenger RNA. RefSeq lists its product as uncharacterized. The transcript has 10 exons. Bases 1 to 4071 code for a protein of 1356 amino acids. The record is from RefSeq and is a predicted model, not a curated record. NCBI's taxonomy places the organism in Eukaryota, Fungi, Basidiomycota, Tremellomycetes, Tremellales, Cryptococcaceae.